Molecule: messenger RNA, 1255 nt
Organism: Melozone crissalis (California towhee)
Lineage: Eukaryota; Metazoa; Chordata; Aves; Passeriformes; Passerellidae
Gene: SFN
Product: stratifin
Exons: 1
Coding region: 175-915 (246 amino acids)
Biological process (GO): signal transduction
Cellular component (GO): cytoplasm
Molecular function (GO): protein kinase binding
Source: RefSeq, a predicted model, not a curated record
UCGGCGGGGAGGAAGCAGAGGAGGAGGAGGAGGAGGAGGACACUCCUUGGACCCGGCUGGCUCCUCCUGCUCUCGCUCGAGGCUCCGACGCGCAGCCAAAAGCGAAUCCCGGCGGCGGCGCUCGGCAGAGGCUCCGACGGCUCCCGGCCCCGCUGCUCGCCCCGCGUCCCAGGCAUGGCAAGAAACCAGCAGGUGCAGAAGGCCAAGCUGGCCGAGCAGGCUGAGCGCUACGAGGACAUGGCCGACUUCAUGAAGGCCGUGGUGGAGCACGGCGACGAGCUGUCCAACGAGGAGCGCAACCUGCUCUCGGUGGCCUACAAGAACGUGGUGGGCUGCCAGCGCUCGGCCUGGAGGGUCAUCUCCAGCAUCGAGCACAAGACCGAGGAGGGCGACGACAAGGCGCAGGUGGUGAACGAGUACCGGGAGAAGGUGGAGCAGGAGCUGAACGCCGUCUGCAACAACGUGCUGGGCUUGCUGGACAAGUAUCUCAUCAAGAAGGACGGCGACACCGAGAGCAAGGUCUUCUACCUGAAGAUGAAGGGCGACUACUUCCGAUACCUGGCCGAGGUGGCCAGCGGGGACGACCGCCUGUCGACGAUAGAGAAGGCCCAGGAGGCCUACCAAGAGGCCAUGGACAUCAGCAAAAAGGAGAUGCAGCCCACGAACCCCAUCCGCCUGGGGCUGGCCCUCAACUUCUCCGUGUUCCACUACGAGAUCGCCAACGCCCCCGAGCAGGCCAUCUCCCUGGCCAAGACCACCUUCGACGAGGCCAUGGGCGACCUGCACACGCUCAGCGAAGACUCCUACAAGGACAGCACCCUCAUCAUGCAGCUGCUCAGGGACAACCUCACGCUAUGGACAGCCGAGUGUGCCGGCGAAGACGGCGGCGAGGCUGGCGAAGAGCCCAAGAACUGAGCGCCCCCUGCCCCGCUCCAGACCCUUCGGCAUCUCUUCGUGGUUUUUUUUUUUUUUGGUCGUUUUUUUGAUUUUUUUUUUUUGGUCGGUUUUGGUGGGGAGGAGUCUCAGCUCCCCCCAGCCUGGAUACCGGGAGUGGGGGUGGUUUUGGCAGGGUCCCUCCCUCCCUCUGCCCCAUCCUCUGCUCUGGGGAGGGGGAGAAGAGGGAGAGGGGGUGCCUCUGUCCCGGAGAGCUGCCAGCCCCCAGCUAUUUAACAUUUUUUUGUGGGGGUGUCCGGUCUGGCUUGUGCCGGCUCCAAACCCCCUGUCCCAGAGGGCUGGAGCAGCGGCAGGAGGAGGU